Messenger RNA from Magnusiomyces paraingens, 3894 nucleotides. RefSeq lists its product as uncharacterized. The transcript is spliced from 3 exons. Bases 1 to 3894 code for a protein of 1297 amino acids. NCBI's taxonomy places the organism in Eukaryota, Fungi, Ascomycota, Dipodascomycetes, Dipodascales, Dipodascaceae. The record is from RefSeq and is a predicted model, not a curated record.
AUGACAUUACUUUUGGCUCUUUACAACUGUGGCCAAUCUGUGACAGCAUCAAUGAAGUUUUGCGGAAGCUCCGUUGGUUCUGCAACUUUGUCGGCUUAUACAUCGCAAUAUACUUGGUCGUCUUUGAUUGUCAAUAGUUACCAAAGCGCAACAGAAACUGGUUCAGGAUCAGGAUCAGGUUCCGGUUCUAGUUCAGGAUCAGGAUCAGGUUCCGGAUCAGGUUCGGGAUCAGGUUCUGAAAACAAUGGUGGCUCAACUACUUCUCAACAAGCUGGUGGUUCUAUAUCAGUUGUUUCAAGUACUUCAACUUCAACUUCAGCUUCAACUUCAACUUCGGUUUCAACUUCAACUUCAACUUCAACUUUGAUAUCGACAUCUUCAUCAUCAUCAAGCUCAUCCUCAAGUUCCUCAACUACAAGUUCUUCAUCCUUAAGUACAACAUCUACGUCCACAUCUUCCACAUCUACUACAACUUCAACCUCUUCAACUUCUUCUACCACUUCGAACAGUGUUGUCAUUUCUUCUUGGUUUUCUGGGAUUGAGGACUUAAUUGAGUGUAAUAUUCCAACGACAGCAACUCUCCCUUAUUCAUCAAUAUAUUUCUCUACUUUUACAUCAAAUAGUGGCACUGAAGCUACAAUUUCAACUUAUUCCGCAACAACAACUGAGUGGCAGGCUUCUUCAUGGUACAGUGGAAUUGGUGAUUAUACUGGUUAUGAAAGUUCAGUCCCAACUGCUUCGUGGCAAUGUGAAAAUUACUGUCAACUUUUGAUAAGCGUAAUUACUUCUAAUACCGAUAGUUCCAAACUUUGUUCUCAAUUAUCAAGCUUUUCACCUCAGAUUACAUCGAACUGUUUGAUUUGUGCUUCACAAUUUUAUACCACUUACCAAUUGCUUUCAAAUAUGGUUUUCCCAUCUUUUGAAAAAUGUGAUCUUUCAUUUACUGCAUCACUUCCAUACUCUGCGACUACGACUUCAUCAUCUACUUCAACUAGCACUUCAACAACUACUUCAACAAGUUCUUCGUCAUCUACAUUGUUGACAACUAGUACUUCAUGGCAAGUUGCUUCAUGGUAUAGUGGAAUUGGUGAUUAUACUGGUUAUGAAAGUUCAGUUCCAACUGCUUCGUGGCAAUGUGAAAAUUAUUGUCAACUUUUGAUAAGCGUAAUUACUUCUAAUACCGAUAGUUCCAAACUUUGUUCUCAAUUAUCAAGCUUUUCACCUCAGAUUACAUCGAACUGUUUGAUUUGUGCUUCACAAUUUUAUACCACUUACCAAUUGCUUUCAAAUAUGGUUUUCCCAUCUUUUGAAAAAUGUGAUCUUUCAUUUACUGCAUCACUUCCAUACUCUGCGACUACGACUUCAUCAUCUACUUCAACUAGCACUUCAACAACUACUUCAACAAGUUCUUCGUCAUCUACAUUGUUGACAACUAGUACUUCAUGGCAAGUUGCUUCAUGGUAUAGUGGAAUUGGUGAUUAUACUGGUUAUGAAAGUUCAGUUCCAACUGCUUCGUGGCAAUGUGAAAAUUAUUGUCAACUUUUGAUAAGCGUAAUUACUUCUAAUACCGAUAGUUCCAAACUUUGUUCUCAAUUAUCAAGCUUUUCACCUCAGGUUACAUCGAACUGUUUGAUUUGUGCUUCACAAUUUUAUACCACUUACCAAUUGCUUUCAAAUAUGGUUUUCCCAUCUUUUGAAAAAUGUGAUCUUUCAUUUACUGCAUCACUUCCAUACUCUGCGACUACGACUUCAUCAUCUACUUCAACUAGCACUUCAACAACUACUUCAACAAGUUCUUCGUCAUCUACAUUGUUGACAACUAGUACUUCAUGGCAAGUUGCUUCAUGGUAUAGUGGAAUUGGUGAUUAUACUGGUUAUGAAAGUUCAGUUCCAACUGCUUCGUGGCAAUGUGAAAAUUAUUGUCAACUUUUGAUAAGCGUAAUUACUUCUAAUACCGAUAGUUCCAAACUUUGUUCUCAAUUAUCAAGCUUUUCACCUCAGAUUACAUCGAACUGUUUGAUUUGUGCUUCACAAUUUUAUACCACUUACCAAUUGCUUUCAAAUAUGGUUUUCCCAUCUUUUGAAAAAAAAUGUGAUCUUUCAUUUACUGCAUCACUUCCAUACUCUGCGACUACGACUUCAUCAUCUACUUCAACUAGCACUUCAACAACUACUUCAACAAGUUCUUCGUCAUCUACAUUGUUGACAACUAGUACUUCAUGGCAAGUUGCUUCAUGGUAUAGUGGAAUUGGUGAUUAUACUGGUUAUGAAAGUUCAGUCCCAACUGCUUCGUGGCAAUGUGAAAAUUACUGUCAACUUUUGAUAAGCGUAAUUACUUCUAAUACCGAUAGUUCCAAACUUUGUUCUCAAUUAUCAAGCUUUUCACCUCAGAUUACAUCGAACUGUUUGAUUUGUGCUUCACAAUUUUAUACCACUUACCAAUUGCUUUCAAAUAUGGUUUUCCCAUCUUUUGAAAAAUGUGAUCUUUCAUUUACUGCAUCACUUCCAUACUCUGCGACUACGACUUCAUCAUCUACUUCAACUAGCACUUCAACAACUACUUCAACAAGUUCUUCGUCAUCUACAUUGUUGACAACUAGUACUUCAUGGCAAGUUGCUUCAUGGUAUAGUGGAAUUGGUGAUUAUACUGGUUAUGAAAGUUCAGUUCCAACUGCUUCGUGGCAAUGUGAAAAUUAUUGUCAACUUUUGAUAAGCGUAAUUACUUCUAAUACCGAUAGUUCCAAACUUUGUUCUCAAUUAUCAAGCUUUUCACCUCAGAUUACAUCGAACUGUUUGAUUUGUGCUUCACAAUUUUAUACCACUUACCAAUUGCUUUCAAAUAUGGUUUUCCCAUCUUUUGAAAAAUGUGAUCUUUCAUUUACUGCAUCACUUCCAUACUCUGCGACUACGACUUCAUCAUCUACUUCAACUAGCACUUCAACAAGUACUUCAACAAGUUCUUCGUCAUCUACAUUGUUGACAACUAGUACUUCAUGGCAAGUUGCUUCAUGGUAUAGUGGAAUUGGUGAUUAUACUGGUUAUGAAAGUUCAGUUCCAACUGCUUCCACUUCAACAACUACUUCAACAAGUUCUUCGUCAUCUACAUUGUUGACAACUAGUACUUCAUGGCAAGUUGCUUCAUGGUAUAGUGGAAUUGGUGAUUAUACUGGUUAUGAAAGUUCAGUCCCAACUGCUUCGUGGCAAUGUGAAAAUUACUGUCAACUUUUGAUAAGCGUAAUUACUUCUAAUACCGAUAGUUCCAAACUUUGUUCUCAAUUAUCAAGCUUUUCACCUCAGAUUACAUCGAACUGUUUGAUUUGUGCUUCACAAUUUUAUACCACUUACCAAUUGCUUUCAAAUAUGGUUUUCCCAUCUUUUGAAAAAUGUGAUCUUUCAUUUACUGCAUCACUUCCAUACUCUGCGACUACGACUUCAUCAUCUACUUCAACUAGCACUUCAACAACUACUUCAACAAGUUCUUCGUCAUCUACAUUGUUGACAACUAGUACUUCAUGGCAAGUUGCUUCAUGGUAUAGUGGAAUUGGUGAUUAUACUGGUUAUGAAAGUUCAGUUCCAACUGCUUCGUGGCAAUGUGAAAAUUAUUGUCAACUUUUGAUAAGCGUAAUUACUUCUAAUACCGAUAGUUCCAAACUUUGUUCUCAAUUAUCAAGCUUUUCACCUCAGAUUACAUCGAACUGUUUGAUUUGUGCUUCACAAUUUUAUACCACUUACCAAUUGCUUUCAAAUAUGGUUUCCCCAUCUUUUGAAAAAUGUGAUCUUUCAUUUACUGCAUCACUUCCAUACUCUGCGACUACGACUUCAUCAUCUACUUCAACUAGCACUUCAACAAGUACUUUCAACAAGUUCUUCGUCAUCUACAUUGUUGACAACUAG